AUGGAGCCUGCCGAACAACUCGAUGAGGACAUCAGCCAGCUCCAAACCCGUAUAGCGCUUCUACAAGCUCACCGCGCAAACCUAUCCUCAGUGCUACUGUCGCAACCCCACCUCGCAGCGCGUCUCCAGACCAGCAAUCAACGCGACACACAUGCGGAAACCACCAAGUGCAUCAUUGCCCAGCAACAAAAACGGAACCUCGAAAAUGUAUACCGCACCUGCGCUGGCGUCACAGCCUACAGAGUCAAGGACCCUGACCCAAAUGCCAUUAACAACGGCAACAUCCUCGGCGUAAGCAUCGAUGUAUCGAUCGGCGCCAAGUUUGUUGAGACAUACCAUGUCUUGCUUAGUGUACGAGAGAAAGAAGACAAGAAGAUCCUGAGUAUACACAAACAUACCAUUCCGCCAUGCAUACCACUGCAGCAAUUGGCCCACAAGUGGAUACCGGGCAGCACCAAGGACGAAGAGACGGAUCCUGAACAGGACUUGGUGCACUUUGGGCGACUGCUGAGGAAAGAGCUGGUGAGCUGGCAUAUGCGAGUAAAUGCUGUGCAAGAGUUGCGCAAGGAGGCAGGGCUUGACAAGCCAAGGACAGAUAGUGAAGAAGAGCUGGGGACUGCAUCCUCAGCCAAAGUCCUCAACGCCUUCGUUAGUGACGACGAGGAUAGCUCCGAUAUUGAGCACGAAGAAGACGAUGACGACGUUGCUCUAAGACUACUUGACAUUGAGACCGACGCCGCAGUAAGGCAGAUGACAAUUACCUUGUCAGACAGACGUACAGUGGUCAUGAACAUCACAAAGGACGGCCGAGUCGACAAGGUUGUAUGCAGGACGAAGGAUGGUAGGCGGGAUGUGAUGACGGGCAAAACCGCUAUAGGUCCCCUGCAUGGUCUGGUUCGCCGUUUGUUGUCAUAA
Messenger RNA from Pyrenophora tritici-repentis Pt-1C-BFP, 915 nucleotides. RefSeq names its product cenp-O kinetochore centromere component. Lineage: Eukaryota; Fungi; Ascomycota; Dothideomycetes; Pleosporales; Pleosporaceae. The record is from RefSeq and is a predicted model, not a curated record. Gene Ontology annotation, cellular component: Mis6-Sim4 complex; kinetochore.